GGAGAGAAGGAGUCCGGCUCUAUGCACUGAGGCGAAUUGAGUCUGAGGACUCUGAUGAUGGAUGUCUGAGGUCUGAUUCUGUGGUGUCUGUGGCUCUGACGUGUCUAGAGACAGAAGAGACUAGACAGGAGCCUGCGUGGGGGUUACAGGUCACACUUGGGAGUGGGUCGUGCUCCACUCUAUCCUGGGUCUGGAAGCAGGGGGCCAGGUCACCAUGGCACCCUGGAAGGUGGUCGUGGUAACUCUGUUCUACUGCGUGAUGGACGCGUGCACGGCUCAGCGGAGGAACAAAGCUCUCUUUCCGUCUGCGGUCCGAGUGAAGAGAGGGAUGGCAUCGAUGGUGAACCCAACCUUCCACAACUCCAUACAAGACGUCAACCUACUCUUCGAAAUCCUGCUGGCAGGCCUGCAGUUCGGGGGGGAGGCGGGCCCCUUUUCCCUGCCGGACGCCGAACUGGCCUCCCUGCGCCAGACCAGGAAGCUGGAGGUCAUCUGUGAGGACGUGAUCCCCAGGAAGCUGACCGAGGUGCGACGCCUGACCUCUGACCUCAGCAGUCACCUGGGCCACCUGAGACCAGAGGACUUCGAGCGCACAGUGCUGACCAUGGUGUACACUGCCCAACGAAUCUCCAAUUCCACCUCCGGCCACCAGAGGGAGGCAUGGGCAGAGUCUUUUGUCAGUUUGUUCCAAGCCAUCAAACAAGACCUCACUCCAGAAUAAGAACCUCUUGCCGGGGACCUGCAAACCACCGAAAUGACAGUUUGUCUGUGGAGGUGUUUGGCAUGUGGUUCUGGUGGACUCCUAGCCUAUGCCAGGGAAGAUUAGUCGGACUUGACUUCAGACUGUACAUCUGCCUUUUUGUGUGAGAUUUUUCCAUGACUAUGAUUUUUUUUUUUCUUCAUCUGGAUUUCUUGGUUUGAAUUUUAAAUGAUGUUGAGCAGUUUAGUAUUGCUAUUGAUCUGCAUUUAAUUUCCAUUUAUAUUGAUUAUUAGCACCGUGGCAAUGUUGUUUGACUUGACAACAGGCACAUAUUGUGAACAUGCUCUUUGCAAACUUGAAAAUGUAUAUAUAAAGGAAUCAAUAUGUUUACAGUCUGUUAAUGUUUAAGAACUA
Molecule: messenger RNA, 1114 nt
Organism: Osmerus eperlanus (European smelt)
Lineage: Eukaryota; Metazoa; Chordata; Actinopteri; Osmeriformes; Osmeridae
Product: protein FAM180A-like
Exons: 3
Coding region: 215-721 (168 amino acids)
Source: RefSeq, a predicted model, not a curated record